Molecule: messenger RNA, 2001 nt
Organism: Cucumis sativus (cucumber)
Lineage: Eukaryota; Viridiplantae; Streptophyta; Magnoliopsida; Cucurbitales; Cucurbitaceae
Product: pentatricopeptide repeat-containing protein At4g11690
Exons: 1
Coding region: 218-1735 (505 amino acids)
Molecular function (GO): protein binding
Source: RefSeq, a predicted model, not a curated record
CUACCGUCUCCUCCACUCGUUCUCUCUCUAUUUAAAUAUCUAAUGCCCGCCGAUGAUUUUGGUUUUGUGUUAGAGUUUGGUAAGUUUCAUAGAAGUUUGUUAUAGCAUUUUUGAGAAAUUGCUACAGAAAUCCCAAGUCUUUUUAUUCCCUUCUUUUCUUUGUUAGAUUUUGUCUUGUUCAUAUAUAAUUCUUAGUUCCUGAUUUAUUCUCGUAUUUAUGGUGCCCAAAUCUAUUGGCUUCGUGUACCCAUUUCUUUCUAAUCGGAUCACCUCAUAUUUCUUCACUAUUUCUUCAACACAACGAAAUCUGAAUUCUGAAUCUGUUUGUGGUCGUCCCCGUGAUGCAGUUAUCAAUGCUUCUUUUCAGUCUCAACUAUUAGAACAAUCCCUUGAUAGUUUUAAACUAAUGGUCCUUAAAGGGCAUUCUCCGAGUUCUUUCUCUUUCAAUAAUGCAUUGGAUUUACUUGCUAAAUCAGGGAAUCUGGAUAGAACUUGGGGGUUUUUCACUGAAUAUUUGGGGAGGACUCAGUUUGAUGUGUAUAGUUUUGGGAUUACGAUUAAAGCCUUUUGUGAAAAUGGCAAUGUAAGUAAAGGCUUUGAGCUUUUGGCUCAAAUGGAGACGAUGGGUGUGUCUCCUAAUGUUUUUAUAUACACUAUCUUGAUUGAAGCUUGUUGCAGAAAUGGUGACAUUGAUCAAGCUAAAGUAAUGUUUUCUAGGAUGGAUGACCUUGGUUUGGCUGCUAACCAAUAUAUUUAUACUAUCAUGAUCAAUGGAUUUUUCAAGAAAGGUUACAAGAAGGAUGGUUUUGAGCUUUACCAGAAGAUGAAGCUUGUGGGGGUGCUUCCCAAUUUAUAUACUUACAACAGUCUCAUUACUGAAUAUUGUAGGGAUGGAAAAUUGAGCCUUGCCUUUAAGGUAUUUGAUGAAAUAUCUAAAAGAGGGGUGGCAUGUAAUGCAGUCACAUACAAUAUUCUAAUAGGUGGGUUAUGCCGGAAGGGACAAGUGUCGAAAGCAGAAGGAUUGUUAGAACGAAUGAAACGAGCUCAUAUAAAUCCAACUACUAGAACAUUUAACAUGUUGAUGGAUGGGUUGUGUAACACUGGACAGUUGGACAAGGCCUUAAGUUAUCUCGAAAAACUGAAGUUGAUUGGUUUAUGUCCAACUCUAGUGACCUACAAUAUUUUAAUUUCAGGUUUCUCUAAAGUAGGAAAUUCUUCUGUAGUUUCAGAGUUAGUGAGGGAGAUGGAGGACAGAGGAAUUUCUCCCUCGAAAGUGACGUAUACAAUUUUGAUGAAUACGUUUGUUCGAUCUGAUGAUAUAGAGAAAGCCUAUGAGAUGUUUCAUCUCAUGAAGAGAAUUGGUUUGGUCCCAGAUCAGCAUACCUAUGGUGUCCUAAUCCAUGGUUUGUGUAUAAAAGGUAAUAUGGUUGAGGCAUCAAAACUAUACAAAUCAAUGGUAGAGAUGCAUCUACAGCCUAAUGAUGUUAUCUAUAAUACAAUGAUAAAUGGGUACUGCAAAGAGUGCAACUCCUACAAGGCCUUAAAGUUUCUUGAAGAGAUGGUUAAAAAUGGAGUAACUCCAAAUGUGGCUAGUUAUAUUUCCACCAUUCAAAUCCUUUGCAAGGACGGGAAGUCAAUUGAGGCGAAACGUUUACUUAAAGAGAUGACUGAAGCCGGGUUGAAGCCUCCAGAAUCUCUAUGUAGUAAAGUUGGUCAAGCCAAAUCUUGUGCAUAAAAAUAAAAAUAACAACAAAGGCUUUUAUAAGACCAAAGACAUAACUACAACAAAUGAUGUAGAAGUUUACAAAAAAUUGUGGCGUGUUGAAUGAGAAGUUAAUAGGUUCGUUAGAUAACCAUUUCACUCUUUUAGAAUUAACUCUAUUUUUUUUUGUCUAUGUGAAGCAUUUUCCUUAUGUGUUUCAUGGGACUUUCGAAACUGUUGAAAAAACACUAAUGCUAUAAUAUUGUUUUCAAUGGGUAGAUACAAUAUUGAUACCCUAA